UUCCCCAUCCAGUUGUUCUUCAUGCACUUACUCCCUAACUUCCAAGAAUGUUGGUGGGACCAGGUGAUACUUGAUGUUAUAAUAUGCAACGGGGUGGGUAUAUGGGUUGGAAUGAAGGUGUGUGGGUUCUUGGAGAUGAGGGAAUAUAGAUGGGAGUCCAUUAAAGACAUCCACACGACAUCAGGAAAGUUACAGCGAGCCGCGAUGCAAUUCAUGCCCGCAAAGUUAAGCCCUGUGCGUUGGUUGGAUCCAAACUCAAGUAUAAUGAGGGUGGUGGGAGUCUAUAUACUACUAACUACUUUUAUGUUAAGCGAACUGAACACUUUCUUCUUAAAACAUUUCCUGAGAUAUCCAUCGAGUCACUUGUUUUGUUGGGGAAGAAUAUUAUUAAUUGGGAUUAUAUCAGCUCCUUCAUUAAGACAAUAUUACGUUUAUCUCACUGACACUCGAUGCAAGAGAGUUGGAACGCAAACAUGGGUUUAUGUAGCCAUUGUUUGCGUUGAAACAAUCGUUUCAUUAAAGUUUGGUGCCGAAGAAUUCACGCGAACACAAAUACAGAACGUUGUUGGUUGGGUUGUAGUUACUAUGUUGAUGACGUUGUUCUGUCUCUAUCUUAUGGUCAUGUUGACUAGGUGGGGUUAUAAUAAGGAGAUUGAAGUUUACGACGGCCAUUUAUCCGGCCCUGAAUUCCCUGCCAUGAUAUUGAAGCCAUUGUCUAAGUUCGGUAGGCCCUCGUGUGGUGAGAGUGACCAUGAUUCGAGUGACGGGGACGAGGACAAUGACAGUAGCGGGGAUUUGAAUAAUUCAACCACUAGGAGGACUAGAGGGCAAAAUGGAAAUCACGCAAAAAUUCAAUAAUUAUAAAUAAACGAAUGACAUCAUAAUGACCUUUGUGACAUCAUUGUUGCUAAAUAAUCAUCACAAAUUAAAUCUGCU
Messenger RNA from Ciona intestinalis (vase tunicate), 936 nucleotides. Lineage: Eukaryota; Metazoa; Chordata; Ascidiacea; Phlebobranchia; Cionidae. The record is from RefSeq and is a predicted model, not a curated record.